Molecule: messenger RNA, 2448 nt
Organism: Macrosiphum euphorbiae (potato aphid)
Lineage: Eukaryota; Metazoa; Arthropoda; Insecta; Hemiptera; Aphididae
Source: the annotation of a GenBank genome assembly
AUGGAUACUUCAUCUUUAGAUUCAAGUAAUGACUUUUUGAUUGAAGAUGAAACUAAUUUGGAGGUUAACACUUGUAACAUUUGCAAAAAUGAGUACAUGUGCCCGAGGGUUCUCAACUGUUUGCAUGUAUUUUGUGAAAAAUGCAUCUUACAACUCGUAAAUGUUAACUCAAUGUUUAGUGUUCUUAAUAUAAUAUGUCCUACAUGCAGUCAACCAACAACUACUCAAUUAAAUCGUGGCACUUUGACAUUACCCCAAGAUUAUGUGACUAGGGAUAUUCUUGAAGUUGAAAGGUUGAAAACCCAUAGACUAGUUUGCAAAUCUUGUAGAGAUAAUAAAGAAGCAACUCAUAAAUGUAUUACUUGCUGCAAUUUUUUGUGUUCUAGUUGUGAGAGUAUGCACAAGAUGCUUGUAACACCAGGGCAAUAUCACUAUAUGGUUUCUAUCGAUGAAAUGAUUCAAAGUGCUCAGGAUAAAACUGCUCUACAUAAAAUGGUUUUGUGUGAAAAACACAAUAAUGAACAAAUGGUGUACUAUUGUAACACUUGUAAUGAGUUGGCUUGUACUAAAUGUCUCAAUAUACCUUCUCCGAGAACAUGUCAACAUAGUUAUGAUAGUCUUUCCAAUGCUUACAAAAAAUAUGGAACAGAGUUAGAGUAUCUAGUGCGGGAAAGUAAAAAUGUUAUGAAAAAUGUUUCUACAUUGCCAGCUACUUUAGAAAAAGCAUUGGAUAAUUUACAAACUUCUCAUGAUCAUGUAAAAUCAAACGUGGAAGAAACUUUUCAUAGUUUUAAAGCUAUAUUAGAGACUUGUAAAAAUGAGGUAUUGGUACAGCUUAAAUCCGCCCAAAAACAACAAGAAUUAAAGAUUAUGGACAAAUUUGAAGAGGUGAAGAAAAUCACAGACAACAUUAGUGGAGUACAACAAUUUGCCACACGUCUAUUAGAAAAUGGAAGUGAAUCUGAAAUUAUGGCAUUGAAAAAAUUAAUUUUUACUCAGAUGCUUCAGUUAUUUGGUCAAAUACCAGAUGUUGAUAUAGAUGCUAAGCUUUUGUAUUCUUCUGAUAUUAGUGGUUUUGAAAAUCAUUGCCGAAAAUAUUUUGGCCAAAUUGAAACAGAACAAGGGAUGAAUGUGGCAGUUGCACCUAUCUCUCCGCCUACUCCAAGAACCAAUUUUUUAACUGACCGCGUCUUUCCUCCGCCUAUGUUGUCACCUAUGGUUGAAUCGCAGAUAUUUGAUUUAAAUUUGGCUCGCUUAUGUUCAUUAAAUGUUGAUGAUAAUCCUAUUUUAUCAACAAUGUCAUCCCCUGAUUCAUUGGGUGAUUUAUUGAAUACAACAACUAGUUUGGAUGGUAGUUUUGCUUUAAACAAUUUACAGGCACUUGCUAAACUAGAUAAUUUGAACAUCAACAAUAACAAUAAUAAUAUGCUUCAAAGCCUGAUGAGUCCAUUAGCUUUGAAUCAAUCUGGCUUAGACCCAUUUUCGGUAGGUAGUGUGUCAUCUCUGAGUUCUCCUACAACUACUUUAUCUCCAGAUAUAUAUGGAGUAGCCACUAAUUCAAGUUGGUACAGUAAAGAAAGAAGAGCUCCGCCAACUCGGCCAAAACGUCAUUCUAGUAGGCCUAGUAUGGAUAUAGUAGCAAAAUUUGGUCAAAUGGGUAGUGGUCUUGGACAAUUCCAUUCACCUCAUGGUUUUUGUCUUAGUCCUACUGAAGAUAUUGUUGUUGCUGAUACGCACAAUCACCGUAUUCAGGUAUUUGAAAAAGAUGGUACUUAUAAGACUGAAUUUGGCAGAGAAGGGAAAGAGGAUGGAUACUUAUUUUAUCCUAGAAAAGUGGUUUUCUUAAACCAUAAUCAAAUAGUUGUUUGUGAUCGUGGUUCUGAUCGAUCCAGAGUACAAAUAUUUGAAUAUCCUACAGGUAAAUUUAUAAAAAAGAUUCAGGUCCAGUUUAUUGAAAUUGUGGCUGGAGUGGCUGUGACUGCAAAUGGACAUCUUGCACUGGUUGAUAGUGUACACCCAACAGUAUUUGUUUUAAAUGUAAAUGAAGAUAACGGCAUCAUGAAAUGGUUUGAUUGUGCUUCAUAUAUGGAAGAACCAUCAGACAUUAUUGUCAGAGAUGACGAUUAUUAUGUUUGUGAUUUCAAAGGACACUCAAUUGUAGUGUUUAAUGAUGAAGGUGUAUGUUUAAGACGUAUUGGUGGUGAAUACAUCACUAGUUUUCCAAAUGGCAUUGACAUUUCAGAAAAUGGAGAAAUAUUAGUUGGAGAUUCUCAUGGCAAUCGUUUCCAUGUUGCCGUUUUUUCUCAUGAUGGCACUCAUUUAACAGAUUUAGAGUGUCCUUAUAUUAAAGUGUCUCGUUGUUGUGGAUUGAAAAUAACUAGCGGUGGUCAUAUUGUUACUUUAGCAAAAAAUAAUCACCAUGUUCUUGUCUUGAAUGCAACUGUGUAA